Messenger RNA from Histoplasma capsulatum G186AR, 4608 nucleotides. RefSeq lists its product as uncharacterized. Gene Ontology annotation, biological process: endosomal transport; endocytosis. Gene Ontology annotation, molecular function: actin binding; calcium ion binding. Gene Ontology annotation, cellular component: cytoplasm; plasma membrane. The record is from RefSeq and is a predicted model, not a curated record. The transcript has 5 exons. The coding region runs from base 1 to 4608 and encodes 1535 amino acids. Lineage: Eukaryota; Fungi; Ascomycota; Eurotiomycetes; Onygenales; Ajellomycetaceae.
AUGUAUUCGAAUACCUUUUACGGCGGCACCAGCAGCCGCCCUGGCCCGACUGGGUUUGGCCAGCAACAACCACCGCCGCCGCAACAACAACAGCAACAACAGCCCCAACAGCAGCCUUUCCCCGGAUUCUCUCAACCUCAGCAGCAAAAUCUUCAGCCAGGCGCGUUCAUGCCGCAAGCUACCGGCUUUGCUGGCAGCAAUCCGAUGCAGCAGAUGCAAAUGCAAAUGCCAAUGCAACAGCCACAACCUACCGGCUUUCCGCCUUCGCAUCAGUUUACUGGCUUCCCUCUCCAAAAUCAACAACCCCCAAGUGCAGUCACGGCGGUGACUCAACAGCAGCUGUCAGCGCCUUUGCCAAACCCCCCACAUGAAACAGGCAUGACUUCGACACAGAUUGCACACUCCUUUGCGCAGCCGGCAACUCCAGCUGUUCCGGCGCAACAACACGCUUCUUCAGGCUCCAAGAUUCCGAAUAUGCGCCUCUCUUUCAUCACCGCACAGGACCAGGCGAAAUUCGAGCAACUUUUCAAAUCAGCUGUGGGGAAUAACCAGGCGUUGGAUGGAGAAACGGCGAAGGAUCUACUUAUGCGUUCCAAGCUGCCUGGAAGUGAUCUUUCGAAUAUUUGGGUGCUUGCCGAUACCACGAAAUCAGGCCGCCUCCUCUUCCCCGAAUUUGCGUUGGCGAUGUACCUCUGCAAUUUGAAGCUAACUGGCAAGGAGCUUCCAUCUGUCCUUCCCGAGCGCAUUGCGAAUGAAGUCUCCAGUAUGGUCGAUAUCAUAUCUUUCGCUGUCCCAGAUGAUAGACCUGCCCCUCCUCAAACGAAUGUACCGAAAUUUGAUGCUCCGCUCAUGCAGAACGCAUCCGCGCCGCCUGCACCGCAGCAACCCCAGCCACAACAGCCAUCCAAUACCCAACUGCUCUCCCAAUUGACCUCCCAGCCCACCGGAUUCUAUAACCAGGCCACCGGCCUUCAACCUCCUUCGAUUGUGCAGCCUCAGCAAACUGGAUUUCCAGCCCAGAAUGCUGGUCUCCGUCCACAACAAACUGGGUUUUUGAAUAACCCUCAGCCAACUGGUUAUAACGGACCACGGCCGCCUAUGCCGCCUAUGCCUACAGGAUAUGGCUCGGGCCUUUCGCCAUCUCAGACUGGACUUGCCCCUUUGAACGCUCAGCCAACUGGGGUCCCUGGCCAAUGGGGUUUUGUCAACGCUCCCGCGACUGGAUUGCCGAACAUCGAAGCAUUACAGCAACGAUUGAUGCCUCAACCGGGACGUGAAGGCGGAUUCACGACGCAAGGCCUAUCCGGGAACGCGACGAUUCCAUGGGCAGUGACCAAGGAUGAAAAGAAGAUCUACGACCAGCUGUUCAGAGCAUGGGAUGGUUUCAAUAAAGGGUUCAUUGGAGGCGACGUGGCGAUCGAAAUCAUGGGUCAGAGUGGCUUGGAACGUCAGGAUCUUGAGCGCAUCUGGACAUUGUCUGAUCCGAACAACCGGGGAAGACUGAACAUGGAUGAAUUUGCCGUCGCAAUGCAUCUGAUAUACCGGAAACUCAACGGAUAUCCUGUGCCAAAUCGUCUCCCGCCCGAACUCAUUCCCCCUUCAACGAGGAAUUUUAACGACUCUAUUGGAACCGUCAAGUCUCUACUGUCCCAGGAUGCGGAGUCUCGCAAGUCUUCUGGUGCAUUUUUACAACCUCAGCAGACUGGUGUUAGUUAUUUGAAGAAUCACUCUUUCCGUAGCGGAUCAUCCACGCCUGGUGCUGGGAGGAAAGACGCAACCGUAUUUAAAAAUAAUGAUGACGCUAUAGGGUAUAGGUCAAGCGCGCGCCGUCGUGUUGGUGGGGGUGGAACACCUUCUCCCUCUCCGUCCCCAACGCCAGAACGUUCUGAUGACGACGUUUCAGUUGAGCAAUUGAAGAAGAAAAUCCGGGAAACGAAAAUCAUGCUGGAUGCUACUGAUUUCCGAGACCAGAAUCGUGCAGAGGAAGAGGAGGCCCUUAGCCGUAGAGAUCGUCGGGAGGCUGAGUCUCUCAUGGAGAGAAUUCGACGUGUUCAAGAUGAUAUCGAUACCGAUCCCAAGGCUGCGUUCCGCAUCACGGAUUCGGGAGCUGAACGCCGUUCCCUGCGAAGACAGCUCCAGUCCUACCAGGACCAACUUCCCGAAUUAGCUUCUAAUGUUCGCAAGGUUGAGCGAAGCAUUGCGGAUGCUAGGCUUGAGUUGUUCCGUCUAAAAGACGCAAAGGCUCACCCCAGUGCUGCCGCUGCGAUUGUUGGAACUGGCCCUGGUGGCACUGUUACAGAGUCUGACCGGAUCAAGGCCCGCGCGCGUGCCAGAAUGCAAGCCAGGGCUGCUGAGCUAGCUGGGAGACCGCCACCAUCUACUGACGAUGAUGGGGCUGCAGCCCGGCGACUCGAGGAGGAGACAGCGUCUGUUAAGGCUGAGCGGGAGCGGAAUGAUGCUAUGACUAGGGAUGUGGAGGAGAGUGUUAAAGAGUUUACGCGGAGCCUUGAAGAUAGUCUGAAGGAUGUCGAUGAGAAUUCUACGCGUGAGCAUGAAAGGAGGCGGUGGGAAGAGGCUCUGGGCGUUGAGGAUACCAUCAUCCACCAUCAACCAUCGGGCGCAAGACCGGUUCUUCGCGUGUUUCGGAGAACCGCAUCUUCCCAAAGAUCCGUAUCUAAUAACCGCUAUGAUAAUGCAUCAUCUAACGGUGACACUCUGCCAGUCCGGCCAUCUCAGCCCCAAUCCACUGGCUCUCCUUCAUUGGCUGGCCUUACCCAUCAGGAACGUGUGACGUCCGCCAAGGAGCGAGCGCAGAAACGUAUUGCAGAGCGCAUGGCCGCAGCUGGACUCAAGCCAAACUCUGAUGGAAGCGGUGAAACCCUUCUCGAACGCCAGGAACGAGAAAAGCGUGAACGAGAAGAGCGACGAAAACGAGCGGAGGAGGAAGACGCGAAACGGGAGCAAGAGAGGCAACGACGCAUUGCUGAGGAGCAAAAUGGCCCCCCUGUAAAAGCCGCUACCACUGGCAAGAAACCUCCUCCGCCUCCAUCGCGAAAGGGUAAGGCGGAUGGCGUUGGUCCUGCGGAAACGAGGAAGCUCGGUGAUUUGAAGAAUGCUGCUAGGGAGAAGGCUGAGCAUGAGGGGAGAGAGAAGGCUCUGAGAGAGGAGCAUCUAGCUCAGGAAGCUGAGAGUCGCCGUUUAGAGGCUGAGGCCAGACAACAAGAAGAGGAAUUGGCAAGAGAACGCGAAGCUGCCCAGGCCCGUCUCAGGGCAUUAGAGGAGCAGGUUAGACAGGGCAAGAUUAAGAAGCAAGAAGAAAAACGCCGGAAGCAACUUGCUGAAAAGGAAGCUAAAGAAAAGGAGGCACGACUUGCCAUUCAGCGUGCAGAGCUUGAGGCUGCACAGGCUCGGGAGAGAGAGCUACAGCGUCAGCUUGAGGGUCUCGAUGAAGAAGAAUCAUCAGAUGAUGAAGGCCCCGUCGAGGUUACUCCACAAAAUAGCACUCCUACACAGAGUGCUGUUUUACCUUCAGCUACUACUACCAUGGCGUCACCUCCGUCUGUCCCACGACCUGCAACACCACCAGCAGCGCCGUUUGAACCAGAACUAGCGUCUGAGGUUGCUUCUGCUACGAGUACCUCCAUUCCGAGUCCAGAAUCUGUCAAACAGCGCGUAGCGGCUGAUACAGAAUCGAGGAACCCUUACUUCCGUAAAAUGGGCCAGUCGGUAGAUACGCAACCACCUAGCUUCCACACGCCACCAGAACAAAUACCAGAUCCUCUUUCGACAACUGAAGUUGCACCCCCGCCUGCGCCCGCACCUGCACCUCCUAAGACUGAGAUUCAAUCAACAAACCCAUUCCACCGCCUAGCUCAGCAACAGGAGAGCCAAAAAUCCGCCUUCGCUGCUGCGCCUCUCCCUGGUCCUCUAACCCGCAAGUCCCGUGCGCGCCCUGAAGACGAUGAAUGGUCCAUCGCCGAAUCGGAAAACUCUUCUGAUGAUGAUGACGAUAGACCUGCCGGUGGCAGCGCUAAACAUCUAGCCAGCAUCCUCUUUGGCACCAUGGGCCCUCCACGUCCCCUCAGCGCUAUGGAUGAGAAACCGGAGUCUAAAUCUGCUACUCCUGUCCAGGAGAGUCCUACGGUGGCUGCGUCGCCGCCACCACCACCACCACCUCCGUCGGAACCUGCUCCAGUCACAGCGCUACCACCAGCCGUCGCUGCGCAAGAUGUGGAAGAGGAUGAUGAUGACGACGAUGAAAAUGACUUCCAAGAUGCGCCUUCAAUGCCUCCACCUCCUCCACCUCCUCCCGUUCCUGCUUCAUUCGCGGAUGCACCACCAACCGCACCUCCUCCGCCACCCCCACCAGCGUUCAGCGCUGCUGCACCACCCCCACCCCCACCUCCACCAUCUGUCGGUGGUGCCCCAGGAGGUCCUCCGCCACCCCCGCCUCCUGCUGGAGAUGCGCCGGCUAUUCCCAAGGCAGCGGGCCCAGAUGCUGGAGCUGGGAGAGGGGCGCUGUUAGCUAGUAUUCAGGCCGGGAAAGGGUUGAGGAAGGUGGAGACUAAGGAUCGGAGCGCGGCCUCAGUUUCGGGCAGGGUUCUUUGA